AACUGCUUGGAAUGUCCCACCCUGGUCUGACACCAGAGACGAUUGCCGCGUGGAUGAUUAUCUACAUAUAAAUCCCUCUGCUUGUCCUAAUUUUGGCCCCUAGACUAUAAGCUUCGAGAUUCCCGGGAAUAUCUUCGCACAGACAGGUUUCUCACGCGGCCGAUACUUUGCGUGUCCUCGCGAACUCGCAAGCAUGGUGGCAGUCGAGGAUGAGGAGAAGCACUCGACCCCUUGCAGUGAUUGCUCCAAUGCAACGGUCGUGGACUGGGAUGGUCCCAAGGACCCCCAGAAUCCAUUCAACUGGCCCACUUCCAGGAAAUGGCUAAUGACCAUUACUGCUCUGACCACCACCUUCGUGGCCCUCAUGAAUGGCACUAUCAUUACAGUCGCCCAUGAAGCAAUAAACGACGAAUUUAAUGUCAGCGAUGCCACUUUUCCAAACUCAUACUGGCCCGUCGCCUCUUGGACGAUGGGAGGCGUCUUCUUCUGUCUCCUUAUUCUGCCCCUCAUGGAAGACUUCGGCACCCGCAUCACAUUUCUCCUCACCAACUUCGUCUUCUUCAUUUUCGUAAUCCCCCAAGCCGUCGCCCAAAAUUUCGCCACUCUUAUAAUUGUCCGCUUCUUCGCCGGUGGCUGCGUGGCCGUCCUCGGCAACGGCUCCGCAAGCAUCAUUGGCAACCUCUUCGAGACAGAAAUGGCGCGCACGAAACCCGUCGCUCUCUGGAUCGUCGCCUACCUCGGUGGAAGUAGUGCGGGGCCUUUAGUCGGUGCACCUAUCUUCGCUCAUCUGUCCUGGAGAUGGAUCUCCUACCUACAACUCAUCUGGGUCGGCGCAUUGCUACUCGUGAACAUUCUCAUCCUCAAGGAAACCAGAGGAUCCGUGAUCCUGCAACGCCGAGCUCGGAAACUGCGCGAAAAGGGCGAGAACGCAUACACGCAGCACGAACUCCAAGCCGAACCGCUCCGCCAGGUCCUGCUCACCAGCAUUCGCCGACCGUUCAAGCUGCUCUUCACCGAAUACGUCGUCUUUUUCUCCACGCUGUGGUCGGCUUUCACUGUCGGCACAUUAUACUUGUUCACGCAAUCCGUCGAGCAGGUCUUCGUGGGACUGUAUAACUGGACGCCCGUGGAGGCAGGGUAUGUCCAGGCGGCGGUAUUCAUCGGCGAAGUGUGUGGGUGGUUUUUCUCGCUGAUAUCCGCACGGCUGUACUUCAACUCUUCGAAACGAAAUAAGGAAAUCCCCGGGACGCCCAUUCCAGAGGCUAGACUUUAUCUUUCCGUCGGAGGGGGUGUCUUCGGCAUUGCGGGGGGAAUGUUCGUGUAUGCAUGGACGUCUUACCCCUCCAUGCCGUGGAUUGCUCCGGCCGUGGGACUCUGGAUGGUGGGCAUGGGUAGUGUGGUUGUGGUCAGUGGCAUUGCGGAUUACGUGGUAGACGCGUAUUGCAAAUAUGCUGGGAGCGCGAUGGCUUGUUUUGUGGUCGGGGAGAACACUGUCUCUGCGUUUUUGCCGCUGGCUACUUCCAGUAUGUAUAAUACGUUGGGAUUCCAGUGGGCGAGUACGUUGUUGGCGUUUAUUAGUUUGUUGCUGACGCUGGCACCGUUGUCGUUCAUUGUGUGGGGGAAGAGUAUCCGUGAGAGGAGUCCGUUUAUGGCGGAGGCGAUGUUGGAUAAAAGGGCGGAUCUGAUGCGGGAGCCUAGUAAUGGGCCCGCGAGGGAGAUUAAGGAGUAGAUUUUGUGAUGCAUGUAUGUUUGAUGAGUGCAUGAUGAGAGCGUGG
Aspergillus eucalypticola CBS 122712 is the source of this 1775-nucleotide messenger RNA. RefSeq names its product putative MFS multidrug transporter. The transcript is spliced from 2 exons. Bases 194 to 1729 code for a protein of 511 amino acids. Gene Ontology annotation, molecular function: transmembrane transporter activity. The record is from RefSeq and is a predicted model, not a curated record. Gene Ontology annotation, biological process: transmembrane transport. NCBI's taxonomy places the organism in Eukaryota, Fungi, Ascomycota, Eurotiomycetes, Eurotiales, Aspergillaceae.